AUGGCUGCUGAGGUGAAUGGCAGCUCUGCUCCAGCCAAGGAGGAAGAAGAACCCAUGGAUGUCUCGGCUGCACACUCUGAGAACUACCAGACCCUCAUUGAUGCUGGCCUGCCCCAAAAAGUAGCAGAAAGCUUGGACAACAUCUUUCAGACUGGUUUGGUGGCCUAUGCUGACCUAGACGAGAGGGCAAUCGAUGCUCUGCGGGAGUUUAAUGAAGAAGGAGCGCUGUCUGUACUGCAGCAGUUUAAAGAAAGUGACUUGUCCCAUGUUCAGAAUAAGAGUGCUUUCCUGUGUGGUGUCAUGAAGACAUACAGACAGAGAGAAAAGCAAGGCAGCAAAAUACAGGAAUCCACAAAAGGUCCCGAUGAGACAAAGAUAAAGGCGCUGCUGGAGAGGACAGGCUAUACCCUGGAUGUCACCACAGGCCAGAGGAAAUAUGGCGGCCCACCCCCAGAGGAGGUGUUCUCUGGCACACAGCCUGGCAUUGGAACAGAGGUGUUUGUAGGAAAGAUUCCUCGGGAUUUGUAUGAAGAUGAGUUGGUUCCACUCUUUGAGAAGGCUGGGCCAAUAUGGGACCUGAGGUUAAUGAUGGACCCACUGUCUGGGCAGAACCGUGGCUACGCAUUCAUUACUUUCUGCAGCAAAGAAGCAGCACAGGAAGCUGUCAAACUGUGUGAUAAUUAUGAGAUCAGGCCAGGGAAGUAUUUGGGCGUCUGCAUCUCUGUGGCCAACAACCGCCUGUUUGUCGGCUCAAUUCCAAAGAACAAGACCAGGGAGAGCAUCCUAGAGGACUUUGGCAAAGUGACAGAGGGUCUGCAGGAAGUGAUUCUCUACACGCAGGCAGACGAUAAGAAGAAGAACCGGGGAUUCUGCUUCCUGGAAUACGAGGACCACAAGUCAGCAGCUCAGGCCCGCCGGCGGCUCAUGAGUGGCAAAGUGAAGGUGUGGGGGAAUCCUGUUACUGUGGAAUGGGCGGAUCCAGUUGCUGAGCCUGAUCCUGAAGUCAUGGCAAAGGUCAAGGUGUUGUUUGUUCGUAAACUAGCCACUCCUGUCACAGAGGAGUUGUUGGAGAAGACUUUCUCACAGUUUGGGAAGCUGGAGCGUGUGAAGAAGCUGAAAGACUAUGCCUUUGUGCACUUUGAGGAGCGAGAUGCUGCUGUUAAGGCUAUGGAGGAGAUGAAUGGGAAGGAGCUGGGGGGAGAGGAGAUUGAGAUCGUCCUGGCCAAGCCUCCAGACAAGAAGAGGAAAGAACGUCAAGCUGCCAGGCAGACCAGCAGAAACGCAGGGUAUGACGACUAUUAUUACUACCCUCCUCCCCGCAUGCCGCCCCCAGGGCGUGGUCGGGGCCGUGGUGGCAGGGGUGGCUAUGCUUACCCUCCUGAUUACUAUGGUUAUGAAGAAUACUAUGAUGACUACUACGGCUAUGAUUAUCACGAUUACCGUGGCGGCUAUGAUGACCCCUACUACGGUUACGAUGACAUGUAUUCUAUGAGGGGGCGCGGCAGUCGUGGUAGCCGCGGUGCUCCGCCCCCUCCUAGAGCUCGUGGGGUUCCUCCGGCCCGUGGAAGGGGUGGUUACGCACCAAGGGGAGGAGCUCCCAUGGGAGCUGGGCGAGGAGGGCGUGGAGGGGGGCGUGGCGGACCCUUCCAGCCACCAAGGGGGCGUGGCACUAGAGGAGCCAGGGGAAACCGCGGCGGAAACGUUGGUGGGAAGAGGAAGGCCGACGUGUUCAACCAGCCAGAUUCGAAGCGGCGCCAGACGACCAACCAGCAGAACUGGGGGUCACAGCCUAUCGCCCAGCAGCCGUUACAGCAGGGUGGCGACUACUCUGGUAACUACGGUUACAGCAACGACACUCUGGAGUUCUCCCAGGAUUCCUAUGGCCAGCAGUGGAAGUAGACGACACAAACAACAACAAGAAUAUGUCAGUGACACAAAAAGGACACGCCCCAGAAUUGGCAUCACAAAUCCCGAUUGGCUGAAAGUACGUUUUGGCUGAAGACAAGAAUGUAUCCGAUCCUCCUCCUGCCCCUGAUUGGUUUGCUUACACACAUGCCUGAGUGGGACAUUUUGUCUUAAAUCGUACUCCACUUUUAUCCCUUCCAUUUGUUCUUUGUUUUAAAGCCAGCAAUGAACAUUUUAAAGAAACAAGGACUUUUGACUUCUAAAACGUAAUUAAAAAAGAAAAAGAAUACAAGCAAAAAAAAAGGUCUGAGAGAACAUUUAAAAAAUCAUGAAAUUUGUCUUGCAGAAAGCUCAUGUCCAAACAUUCAACCCACCCACCCAUUACUGGACUACCCUACCUUCCUACUUUCUCUUCCCUCUCCUCGCUUGCUCUCUCUUUCUCUCUGUGAUUUCUGCUAGUGGCAUAGGGACUUGCUUGUAAAUAAUGGCUGUCAGCUUUAGCUUCAUUUUCAUUUUUU
This is a messenger RNA of Colossoma macropomum (tambaqui), 2423 nucleotides long. RefSeq names its product heterogeneous nuclear ribonucleoprotein R. Gene Ontology annotation, cellular component: nucleus; ribonucleoprotein complex. The record is from RefSeq and is a predicted model, not a curated record. Bases 1 to 1899 code for a protein of 632 amino acids. NCBI's taxonomy places the organism in Eukaryota, Metazoa, Chordata, Actinopteri, Characiformes, Serrasalmidae. Gene Ontology annotation, molecular function: mRNA binding. The transcript is spliced from 11 exons.